Messenger RNA from Drosophila virilis, 2055 nucleotides. Its product is annotated as nyctalopin. NCBI's taxonomy places the organism in Eukaryota, Metazoa, Arthropoda, Insecta, Diptera, Drosophilidae. Gene Ontology annotation, molecular function: protein binding. Gene Ontology annotation, cellular component: plasma membrane. The record is from RefSeq and is a predicted model, not a curated record.
UCGCGAGCGGCUGCCAAACAACAAAGAUGCGCCACGCUUCACUGAUCCGCUGGCAUGCCACCAGCCCGAUGACGCACUGCACCAGCAGCAACAGCUUUAGAGGCAGCUACGUGUUGCUGCUGCUGCUGCCGCUUCUGCUGCUGACGCACGUUCAUCCAGCUGCCGUUGGCGAUGCGGAUGCCGACGGUCUGUGCCUGGUACGCGCCACACUCUAUAUCACAGCGCCGGAGCAGCGCAGCGAGCAGGACUUUGGUCUGCCGCUGGACAUCGAUUGCGCCGACAAUGGCAGUAGCUCGACUGCAGCCUUCGACCUGCUCCCGCAGCGCGUGGCGGGCAAGUUGCACGUGCGGCUCAAUGGCAGCCAAACGCCGCCGCUGGGCGUAGCCAGCUACGGUCUCGAGUAUCUGGACAACUGUGCGCAGCUGCAGAGCAUUCAGAUCGAGCGUUUUGUUACCGACGCCAGCCUGGUUCUGUGCUGCCGCGCCGGCGUUCCGCUGAAGCAUGUGCGUUCGGUUGCGCUGCGCCACAACGAGCUGGGCACGCUCAGUGGCCACAGUUUUGAGCUGGUGCCGCACCUGCAGCAGCUGUUGCUGGAGGACAAUGCGCUGCGGCUGCUGGAAACGCUCCGGGGCUGCGGCGAGCUGCAGCAGUUGGUAAUACGGCGGGAGCGGCAGCUGGCGCUGCGGCAGGCGCACGUUCUGGGCCAGCUGGGGCAGUUGCAGCGGCUGGAGCUGACACGGCUGAAGCUCGUCUCGGGCGCCUUCCUGGCGGCGCUGCCCGGGCUGCUCACCGAGCUGCUGGUGCAAGAAACGCCCAUAGAGCCGCGCCAGCUGCGGCUGCUCAAUGGCACCGAUCAGCUGGUCAAACUCAGCCUGGUGCAGUGCGAGCUGAGUGGCUUUUCCCUGGAGUCGUCGAUGGCGAUCCGGCUGCUGCAUCUCAAUUUAAGCGGCAAUGCCUUGCGGCAGUUGCAACUGUCGAACAGCUCGCUGGUCAGCUUGGAUCUGAGCGGGAAUCAUUUGAGUAGCUUGAACAGCAGCUGGUUCGCCCAGCUAAGCCAGCUGCAAGCGCUGCAUCUGCAGGCCAAUCAAUUGCACAGGGUCUCCUGGCAGCAGCUGCUGCAGCUGGCCACGCUCCAGGUGGUUCAGCUGGACUUGAGUUCCAAUCAGCUGCUGCGCCUCGAGGACACGGAGCAUGCUGCCUGGGACCAGGCGCAACAGCUGCGCAUACAAAUCGAUGACAAUCCCUGGAGCUGUCAGUGGCUGCUCAACUUUUCACAUGCCCAGCCGCAGUUGUUUCGCCUGUUCCGCUACGCCAAAUAUAUAUCCCAGAUAAAUGUGAAUGGCCUGAGCUGCAGGCCAAAGCAGGAGCAUCCAGCGAUGGAGCCACCAGUUACCACCAGCUCGCUUGACAGCAGUCCACAAUUGGCCCAGAACAAUUGGUCCACGCGUAAUGCCUAUCUGAAUGUGUCCAGCCAUACGGUGCUCUAUGGCAAUCCCAUCCAGCAGUCGCGCAGUCAACGCGCGGAGGCGCUCAUCAUAGUCUUCAUGCUGCCUCUGGGCAUUGCGCUGCUCUUCCUGCUGCUGUACCUCUACCUGCACUGCGAGCGCCUGUUCCACUGGUCCUACUACGCAAGCGGACUGCCCUGCUUUGGUGGCAGCAAGUCUGCGCGCAGCCAUCGCUUUGUGGAUCACAUAGACAUAGUGCGCUAUCCCAUUGCCAAUGGCAAUAGCUCUGCCAGCAUGGCUCUGGAGCUGGAACCGCAGGCCGAUGGCUAUGAGACGCCGCUAAGUGGCGCCGCCUCCAUUUGCAACUGCGCCGGGCACAGGCAGUUCGCAUGCUCCCGCACCCAUCACGUCACCUAUGAGGUAAUGCCCACCGAGCUGCCCUACCAGCUGUACACAGAGAUCAAGGAGCUGGCCGAAGGCGAAGAAAUGGAUAAAACGCUCGAAGAAAUUCCCGCCGCCACGGCGCCCAUCUAUGAACCCUUGGACGAGAAGCCACUGGAGGUCUAGCAGUUGUCAUCAGGUAUACAAAUUAUCUAUCGUGACAGCUGAU